CCGCAGCCAAUUCGCGCUGAGGGCGGGCUGCGUGCGGUGGAGCUGGCUGCAGCGUGGCUUCCGACUGGCCCGCGCGAGCCCACACCGCAAAUCUCGCCUGCCCGCUGUGCAGUACAAAUACUUCCCCUCCUCGCUGCCCUUCUCUCUCUCUCUCUCUUUUUUUUUUUUCCUUCACCCACCACUCUCAGGUCUCGUCCGUCUUCCAGCCCAGUAGCAAAAAAAGACAGCUUCCCACUUCAAAGCCUUACCAGUACAGAUCACUAUCCCCCAGUGAUCGUCUAACACCGCCAAAACGUUUUCCAAUCUUCUUCCUUCGUGCCACCACCCGUUCAACGGUAGCCGGCGCUCGUCCGCUCGUGGAGGAGCAUCGGAUUCUCCCUACGUGAGAUAAUUUCAGACCCGCCAUUGACUCGUCCAUCUUGUCACACCCCCUCAUCGACUCUCGAUUCUCUCAAUUCCUCUCGAAUCUCUACAAAUCGAAAUUCGCGAACAAUGGCUCCACACGCUGACGCUGCUGCCAAUGGCUCCGUGAACGGGUCGGCUACCCAAUCCAACCUUUUCAAGGUUGAAUCCCCCGACGUUGUCUACACCGACAACGAGAUUAACACCAAGUACGUCUAUCGUACUACCUCCGUCACCCGCACCGAUGAUGGCAAGUAUGUUGCUUCCCCAAAGGAAACCGUCUACAACUUCAAGGUCGACCGCAAGGUCGGCAAGGUCGGCAUGAUGUUGGUCGGCUGGGGUGGUAACAACGGAACCACCGUCACCGCUGGUAUCAUGGCCAACCGCCGUGGCCUCGUCUGGGACACCCGCGAGGGCAAGCGCGCUGCCAACUACUACGGCUCCCUGGUCAUGGGUUCCACCGUCAAGCUCGGCACCGAUCCUGAGACCGCCGAGGAAGUCAACAUCCCCUUCCGCGACAUGCUUCCCAUGGUCCACCCCAACGAUCUCGUCGUCGGCGGCUGGGACAUCAGUGGAAUGAACCUCGGCGACGCCAUGGACCGCGCUGCUGUCCUCGAACCCUCCCUCAAGGAGAUGGUCCGCAAGGACAUGGCCGCAUUGAAACCAUUGCCAAGUAUCUACUACCCAGACUUCAUUGCUGCCAACCAGGAGGAUCGUGCCGACAACGUCCUUCCGGGCUCCAAGGCCUGCUGGGACCACGUCGAGCAGCUCCGCAAGAAUAUUCGGGAGUUCAAAUCCACCAAUGGUCUCGAUAAGGUGAUCGUACUCUGGACCGCCAAUACUGAGCGUUAUGCCGAUAUCGUGGCUGGCGUCAAUGACACAGCGGACAACCUCGUCAAAGCCAUCAAGGAGGGUCAUGAGGAAGUUUCUCCCUCCACCGUCUUCGCUGUGGCCUCCAUUCUUGAGAACGCUCCUUUCAUCAACGGAUCUCCUCAGAACACCUUUGUUCCUGGUGCCAUCCAGUUUGCCGAACAGCACGGAGCUUUCAUUGGUGGUGAUGACUUCAAGUCCGGUCAGACCAAGAUGAAGUCCGCCCUCGUUGACUUCUUGAUCAACGCCGGUAUCAAGCUCACCUCCAUCGCCAGCUACAAUCACCUUGGCAACAACGAUGGAAAGAACCUCAGCUCCCACAGACAAUUCCGAUCUAAGGAAAUUUCCAAGUCGAACGUUGUUGACGACAUGGUCGCUGCCAACCACGUGCUCUACAAGAAGGGUGAACAUCCUGACCACACCGUUGUCAUCAAGUACAUGCCUGCUGUUGGAGAUAUCAAGCGAGCUCUUGAUGAGUACCACGCCGAAAUCUUCCUUGGCGGCCACCAGACGAUCAGCAUGUUCAAUGUCUGCGAGGACUCCUUGUUGGCGUCUCCGCUCAUCCUUGACCUGGUCCUGCUUGCCGAGGUCAUGACUCGUGUCAGCUGGAAGGUCGCUGAUGGCGACAAGUUCAAGGGAUUCCACAGUGUUCUUAGCGUUCUGAGCUAUAUGCUUAAGGCCCCGAUGACUCCUCCAGGAACCCCUGUCGUGAAUGCAUUGGCCAAGCAACGUGCUGCUGUCACCAACAUCUUCCGUGCCUGCGUUGGUCUCCAGCCCGAGUCCGACAUGACCUUGGAGCACAAGCUGUUCUAAGCGCUCAGGCGGAAACUGCUCCGAGCUCAUGUGAUCUGACUCGUCGAUGCUUGCUAUGCAUUCAAUUUGUGUCUCUGGACUUUGCAAAGUAUUACUUAAGGUAGUUGUCUAGGAAAUUCAGAAGUUCCCACUACAG
Coccidioides posadasii C735 delta SOWgp is the source of this 2221-nucleotide messenger RNA. Lineage: Eukaryota; Fungi; Ascomycota; Eurotiomycetes; Onygenales; Onygenaceae. The record is from RefSeq and is a predicted model, not a curated record.